Tachyglossus aculeatus (Australian echidna) is the source of this 2342-nucleotide messenger RNA. It is a transcript of the gene SMYD5, whose product is annotated as SMYD family member 5. Lineage: Eukaryota; Metazoa; Chordata; Mammalia; Monotremata; Tachyglossidae. Gene Ontology annotation, molecular function: protein binding; histone H4K20 methyltransferase activity. The coding region runs from base 1 to 1602 and encodes 533 amino acids. The transcript has 15 exons. The record is from RefSeq and is a predicted model, not a curated record.
AUGGGCGGCCCGUACAGUGUCGUUGUGCACACGCCAGACGCCUGGAGCUCCCCAUCCCUCGGGAAUCAGGGGACGGGCCCGGGGGCCGCCGGGAAAAUCCGAGGAUGGACGCCCGCCUGCCUAAGCUUGUCCCGCUCGUUUGGCCUCCCAUCUGACCUGGGGGACGGGGGAGACCAGCCUUGGGCGUCCGUCCUGGCGCUGAGUCGGCGGUCGGAGGGGGCGUGGCCUAGAUUGGAAGCGGGGGGGGAACGAGGGGUGGGCGUGGCCGGGGCUGGAAGUGGACGAGAUCUCGCGAGACCGGCCGGCUUGCGGCGGGGUGGGGGGGGUCAGAGGUCAGACGGGAUGGCGGCGUCCACGGGCGACGCGUUCUGGUGGUGCGAGGGCCCUGCUCGGGAAGCCGUGGACGUCCGCUUCGUCAGCGCCGACAAGGGGAAGGGGCUCUUUGCCAGGCGGCCGGUGCCCAAGGGGCAGACCAUCUUCCGGGAGCAUCCCUUGGUGGCAUCUCAGUUCCUCUGGAACGCCCAGUACCGUUACCGAGCGUGCGAUCACUGCCUCAAGUCCUUGGAGACGGCGGAGGAGAACGCCCAGCGCCUGUCGGGUAACCCCUGCCGGACCCUCCCUCACCCCGAGCAAUGUACCAUCCGCCAGGACCUCCACCAGACCUGCCCCUCCUGCCAGGUGGCAUAUUGCAGCUCCGAUUGCCGGCGGGCGGCGGCCGAACAGUACCACCAGGCGCUCUGUAUGGGCCCGUCUCACCUGGAUCCCAACCACCCGCUCAACAAGUUGCAGGAGGCCUGGAGGAAUAUCCACUACCCCCCGGAGACGGCCAGCAUCAUGCUGAUGGCCAGGAUGGUGGCCACCGUCAAACAGGCCAAGGACAAGGAGCGCUGGAUCAGACUCUUCUCCCAGUUCUGCAGCAAGACGGCCAACGAAGAGGAGGAGAUCGUGCAUAAACUCCUGGGUGACAAGUUCAAGGGGCAACUGGAGCUUCUGCGCCGGCUUUUCACUGAGGCCCUGUACGAGGAACAGCUCAGCAGGUGGUUCACCCCCGACGGAUUUCGCUCUCUGUUCGCCCUGGUGGGCACCAACGGGCAAGGAAUCGGGACGAGCUCCCUGAGUCAGUGGGUUCAAGGCUGCGACGCUCUGGAGCUGCAAGCCCAGGACCGGCAGCAGCUGGACGCUUUCAUCGACCAGCUCUACAAGGACAUCGAGAGAGAGACGGGCGAGUUUCUGAACUGCGAGGGGUCGGGUCUGUACAUGCUCCAGAGCUGCUGUAACCACAGCUGCAUCCCCAAUGCGGAGGCCUCCUUCCCGGACAACAACUCUCUCCUGCACUUGACCGCGGUGGAGGACAUCGAGGCGGGAGAGGAAAUCUGCAUCAGCUACUUAGACUGCUGCCAACGCGGUCGGAGCCGCCACAGCCGCCACAAGAUCCUCCGGGAAAACUACCUCUUCGUCUGCUCGUGCCCCAAAUGCGUGGCGGAGGCGGAGGAGCCCAGCGUGACCUCCGAGGAAGAGGAGGAGGAGGACGACGAGGAGGAGGAGGAGGAGCUGGAGGGGCAGGGGGGCACGGAGCUGGAGGACGAGAUGACCGACGUUUGAGGCGGGGGUCCCUCCCCGAGGCCCGGUUUGGGGCACGGGGGGCGACGCCACGGUGUGGGGCGGUGGGACCUCAGAAAGCGGCCGGACAGCCCAACCCCGCCCGUCUCUAGCUUCCCACGGACACCAUCCUGCGGGCACAGAGUUCGGGGGCGGGCCCGGGCUGUCCCCUCUGAACGAAAGAAAGGGAGGGGAGAGGGGGGCAAGAACCACAGGGUCGAUAGACGAGAUGCCCGCCCGCGAGGCGCCGAUGAUCCCACGGCAUCCCGGCCGGGCCGAGGGUGGGCACCACGCCUAGUCGCGUGCCAACGUCCCGGGCAGGGAGAGUAUACGGGGGAGCAUCCAAGCCUCUCCGGCCUGCCGAGGUCUUCCCCUCGAGACCUCGGCCGGAGCGCGGGGCGGGCAUCGGGCACUUCAGGCCCAUCCCCGGUCGGACACUUUCCCGGCAGCCAACAGUUGCCCGUUUGCCCGGCCCCAGGGACCAAAGGUAGCCCAGCCACCCGUUCCUUCAGCCCCCAUCCUCUCCCUCCCCACCCCGAAGCCAAUAUUCCCGAACCCCGUCUCUGCUGCCCGUCUCCUCCCGCCCCCACGAGUGAAGCUGUCUGCCCGCCCAAGCAUCCUCAAUAAAGCAUCCGUGGGCACAGGAACGUUUUCCCGGAGAUUGACUUUGUCCCCAAGGAAGGACGGGGCUGCGUUGGCGGUUUUUUUUUACACUAUUUAUUAAGCACUUUCUACGCGCCAGG